CACGUGGUUUAUCAGUGCUUGUUUGCUAUUACACCGCCUUUUAACUACUCGUCUAUUGAUUUAUACAGUUGCUCUCUUUUCCUGUUGUCAUACGAACUCCGGCAUGAGUUUUGCGAACUAUAAAGAAACGAUAGAAGAUGGUGACACUGUCAUUUUGUUUCUCGGCUUCGAUAACACAUUGAGUAUCCGAGUGAACAAGGGUACUACCUCACAAACACGCUACGGAGCCUUGCGUCAUUCAGAUUUAAUUGGUGUAAAGUAUGGUUCUCAAAUAAAUUGCCCAAAGGGAUGGCUGUAUGUUCUUUAUCCGACUCCAGAACUCUGGACGCUGAAUGUCCCCCACAGGACCCAGAUAUUGUAUUCUACAGAUAUCAGUCUAGUUACCAUGCAGCUUGACUUGAAACCGGGUUCCAUUGUCUUAGAAGCAGGUACUGGAAGUGGUUCCCUUUCACAUGCUAUCCUUCGUACAAUUUUACCAACUGGUCAUUUACAUACUUUUGAAUUUCAUGAACAGAGAGCUGAAAUAGCUCUCAAAGAAUUUAAAACCCAUGGUGUAUCUGACUAUGUGACAGCAGUAUGCAGAGAUGUCUGCAAGGAUGGAUUUGGUGUUGAAGAUGAUAUGGCUGAUGCUGUUUUCUUGGACAUGCCAUCACCCUGGGAAGCCAUUGUGUUUGCCAGUAAAGCACUGAAAAAACAAGGUGGAAGAAUAUGUACAUUUUCUCCAUGUAUUGAGCAAGUCCAAAAGUCACAUGAAGUAUUAAGAGAAAAUGGUUUUGAAGACUGUUCAACUGUUGAAUGUCUGGUACGGAAUUUUGAUGUUCGAACAAUAAACAUUCCAAUACCUUGUCUUGGCGGUAUAGAAGAUGAAAACACCAUGUUAACAAACAAAAGUGAGAGUACUACAGAAAAUAAGAUCAAAUGUUUAGAAAACAGUUUACAAGAAAAUAAUGAACUUGAAAAACAACAGACUGAUAAAGAAUGUAAAAGUGCAGAUAAUAACGAUACUUUUUACAGUUAUGAUUUGGUUGGACGUAAAACAAAAGAUUAUUUCCAGGUCAAAAGUGGUGUACCUCCAACUACGAUGCCAGGCCAUACAGGAUAUCUAACAUUUGCUUCUCUCUAUCUAUGACAUAUAUGCAUAUACUAAAAUAAAUACAUUUUAUUUUGAA
Messenger RNA from Octopus sinensis (East Asian common octopus), 1169 nucleotides. Its product is annotated as tRNA (adenine(58)-N(1))-methyltransferase catalytic subunit TRMT61A. The record is from RefSeq and is a predicted model, not a curated record. Lineage: Eukaryota; Metazoa; Mollusca; Cephalopoda; Octopoda; Octopodidae. Gene Ontology annotation, cellular component: tRNA (m1A) methyltransferase complex; nucleus. The transcript is spliced from 3 exons. The coding region runs from base 104 to 1129 and encodes 341 amino acids. Gene Ontology annotation, biological process: tRNA methylation.